This is a messenger RNA of Schizosaccharomyces cryophilus OY26, 3422 nucleotides long. Its product is annotated as isocitrate dehydrogenase subunit 2. The transcript is spliced from 5 exons. Bases 45 to 1175 code for a protein of 376 amino acids. NCBI's taxonomy places the organism in Eukaryota, Fungi, Ascomycota, Schizosaccharomycetes, Schizosaccharomycetales, Schizosaccharomycetaceae. Gene Ontology annotation, molecular function: NAD binding; isocitrate dehydrogenase (NAD+) activity; magnesium ion binding. Gene Ontology annotation, cellular component: mitochondrion. Gene Ontology annotation, biological process: isocitrate metabolic process; tricarboxylic acid cycle. The record is from RefSeq and is a predicted model, not a curated record.
ACACCCUCUGCAACUCUUGAACGGGAAUACAAGAACUCGCAGAAAUGAUCUCGUUACUCCGUAACUCUGCCUCUUUAAGAGCAAUCCCUAGAUGCUCACAAUUUAGUUUUAAACGUAUGAACAGUACUCAAGCAAAAGGAUCCUUUGAAGGUGUCAAGAACGCCAAUGGAAAUUAUGUCGUUACUAUGAUAGCUGGUGACGGCAUUGGACCGGAAAUCGCGAAAUCUGUAGAGCAAGUUUUUUCUGCUGCAAAGGUUCCUAUUGAAUGGGAACCUGUCAAGGUUUACCCUCUUUUAAAGAAUGGAACCACUGCUAUUCCCGAUGAUGCUGCUGAUUCAGUCAGAAAGAACAAGGUUGCUUUAAAGGGACCUUUAGCGACUCCAGUCGGCAAGGGACAUGUUUCUAUGAACCUUACUCUUCGUAGAACCUUCGGACUUUUUGCAAAUGUCCGUCCUUGUGUCUCCAUCGACGGCUACAAAACACCCUAUGACAAUGUCAAAACAGUCUUGAUUCGUGAAAACACCGAAGGUGAGUAUUCCGGUAUUGAACAUGAGGUUGUCCCGGGUGUUGUUCAAUCUAUCAAAUUGAUUACUCGCGCUGCAUCUGAGCGCGUCGUUCGCUAUGCUUUCCAAUAUGCUCGUCAAACCGGCAAAGACAACAUUACAGUGGUCCAUAAGGCUACCAUCAUGAAAAUGGCUGACGGGUUAUUUUUGGACACCGCAAAGCAACUUGCUCCCGAAUUCCCUGAUAUCAAAUUGAAUGAAGAAAUCCUUGAUAAUGCUUGCUUGAACAUUGUUACAGAUCCCGUUCCUUACAAUAAUACUGUCAUGGUUAUGCCCAACUUGUAUGGUGAUAUCGUUUCUGACUUGUGCGCUGGUCUCAUCGGUGGUCUUGGAUUAACACCCUCCGGUAACAUUGGUAAGGAUGCUUCCAUCUUUGAAGCUGUUCAUGGAACUGCUCCUGAUAUUGCCGGAAAGGGUCUUGCCAAUCCAACUGCAUUGCUUCUAUCCUCCAUCAUGAUGUUGAGACAUAUGAACUUGUAUGAGCAUGCUGCUAGAAUUGAAACAGCUAUUUUUGAUACCCUUGCCAACAGCCCUGAAUCUCGUACCAAGGACUUGGGUGGUAAAUCUUCGAACGUCGAAUACACAGAAGCCAUCAUUUCCCGUCUCAAGUAAUGACUCUUAUUCUCAAUCUUUUUUUUGCAUUAAUGCCUACCUGAAGCAAUUAUGCCGAUGACUUUUCUACACUGAAAUAAUACCUUAAAUACAAAUUACCUAACCCCCCUUCUUCAAUUUCACAGAUUUCACAAUAAAAUCAAAAUUAAAUGAGAUUUUUUACUUUCUAAUAACAAAUCAAGUACUGUUGUAUUUUCUUUAAUUGCCCUAUUGAUUACCGUCUUCCAUCAUAUCUUCCUGAGUCUGCAAAGUUUUAGUAGCAUCUUUGCCAACCCAUUCUAACUGAACAUCUUUUAAAGAAGGAAUGCGUAAGACUCCAUGAUAAAACUAGAAUUUAUGUUAGCAGAUGUUGCCUCGCUGAUUCAUCUUGUAAACGGCACUUACACGUUCCGCUGCUUUUCUGUUUUGGAAAUUAACCAAUCGUUCAUCAGGAUUAAGCCCAUCAAUACUUUCAUAUUCGCCGACACUAAAAACGAAUUGUAAUAAAGAUUCAUUCUUCUCGGGGGUCAGAUUUUUUACUUUGACCCUUGUAGGCCGAUUGUCUAUGGACAUAGAUGCCAAUGAGAAUCCACCUCUGCCUCUUCCUCUAUACGCAGAAGACCCUCGCUGAGAAGGUGCAGACGAAGAAGGAUGAUGAUUAGUGGAUCGACCUGACUGACUUCCCUCACUCCCUACAGGAAUGCCCAAACUUUCAGCUUCGGCUUUUAAAACAGCUAGCUGAGUUUCUAACAGCUGUGACUUAUUUUUGUUUUCCGGAUCAGCCUCCUUUAUCUUGCUCAUAAGUAACCUUUGUUGUUCAAGCUGUUGCAAAGCCAAUUGUUGUUUUCUUUCAUUCAGCUCUUCUAACGCCUUUUUAUUUUCUUCUAAACGCUUCAUCCGCUCUUCAUGCAGUUUUUGCUUUUCGGCAAUGUCCUUAUGAAAAUCUUCGUUUUGCAAUAACAGAGAGGGGUCCUCUUCAUCCUCAUGAUUUUCAAGAUCUGGUGAUCGCGAUGAAGCUUGAAAAAAAUCUUUACGGGAAGCGGGCCGGCUUUGGGAAGCUUUAUUAGGAUUAUACCAAAAAAUUUUAAUAAAUCUAUUGUUAAAAAUUGGUUCUGGUGAAGACCAUGCAUUAUGAGCUGCCUCAUGGGAUGUAAAGGUCAAAAUAGCUGCAUGUUGUUCAAGAUUGAGUUCAAUCUUUUCGAGGACGCCGAAUUUGGAAAAGAAUGAGCUGACUUUCUCUUCAUCUAAAUACUCUUCGGGAAUAUUACGAACAUAUAAAACGGUAUUCGUUGGAUCGUUUGGAGUAUUACGUACUGGUCGUUGACCCAUUGAAAAAGCAGGACCACCCUUAUUAUUUCGGCGCCCAAAACCAGCUUGACCCGCUCCAUAAGGAUCAUUCCUUGGAGCAGACCGUUUCUUGUUUUUCAUUUUUAGAUAUGAAGAUGGAUGGUCUGCCGGGGAAAGGAAGAGGAAAAGGGGGUAUACCAGCUGGACUAGAAGGAUUGUAAAGCCCAGGAUUCUCCGGCAUAAAUCUGGAACCAGACAUUGCAGCUGGAUGAUACAGAGGCAUUGGCAUCAUAGGAGGAAUUGGUGGGAAAAAUGCAUUCGGAUUCUGCGGAGUUGGAGCGAUAUAAUUCGAAAUAGGAGCAACCUGUUUCGGUGGAAAAGAAUAGCUAGGGGAGUACUUGGGUUGUUCAUUUGCUAGUACAUUAGCUGCCACCUCCGGGGCUUCUUCGAGAUAGGAUCGUUCACGUAAAACAUCAAAUAUUUUAUCAACAAAAGGAACUGUUUCUUGCCUCAAGAAGUCUUCAAGCUGCGAGUAACAUAACUGACGAACUUCCUCCUCUGAAGAUUCAUGCCGUAAAAGAGCCAUAGCAUAGUCUGAUAACACGCCGGCAUCAGCAUCAGAACUAUAGAUACAUUAGCAUUUUAUUUUCGAUAUAAAAUAGGCCAUAAGUCCCUAAAUAGGAACCAUCUCUUUUGUGUAAGAUUGCAACUGUACUUACAUGGGUUCUAAUGCCUUUUCUAGAUACUUUUUUAGGUACUAAACUAGUUAGAAUUUUUUCAAAGCAUCCAAUAUACCUGUGCAUGUUCCUCUAAAAACAAAGGCAUCUUGAAUAGAGGAAAUUCUAGUCGCAGGCUCUAGGUAUAGGUUGUUGAUGGACUUGCUAACGGCUGAAGCAAGCUUCAAAAACUCGAUCGUCAGGUUAGAAAAAGAAACGUUAGAGAACAAUUAGUUUACAUAAUACCAAUUUUCAAGUCUGUCUU